This is a messenger RNA of Sclerotinia sclerotiorum 1980 UF-70, 1029 nucleotides long. RefSeq lists its product as hypothetical. The coding region runs from base 1 to 1029 and encodes 342 amino acids. Gene Ontology annotation, biological process: D-ribose metabolic process; pentose-phosphate shunt, non-oxidative branch. Gene Ontology annotation, molecular function: ribose-5-phosphate isomerase activity. Lineage: Eukaryota; Fungi; Ascomycota; Leotiomycetes; Helotiales; Sclerotiniaceae. The transcript has 2 exons. Gene Ontology annotation, cellular component: intracellular membrane-bounded organelle. The record is from RefSeq and is a predicted model, not a curated record.
AUGGCUUCUACAAAACCAGCCGUUCCUGGCCAAUCCGCAUCCUCCGCAGCUCCAGCUGCUGAAAAUGCUACUCCUCAUCAUACCUAUGACUACUCAAACCUUUCACCAGUAGAAGCAUCCAAACGUCGAGCAGCAUAUAAAGCAGUUGAGGAUCACUUUGAUCCCACCUACAAAUAUAUCGGGAUCGGGUCAGGUAGUACUGUCGUUUAUGUAGUGGAAGCCAUUGCCGCUAAGGGUCGAGAAAUCACCUCACAGAUGAUUUUCGUUCCCACUGGUGAUCAGAGCAAGCAAUUGAUUAUUGAGGCGGGUCUACCCCUAGGAAGCAUAGAUUCUCUACCUCCGGUAGUUGUCGAGCCUCUUCAUCUUAGUGGGGAUGCUGCUUUUGAUGUUUCUACGGGGUUGCAGGAUCUAGGAUUAAAGGGAAAACGUGAAAGUCUUGAUGUUGCGUUUGACGGGGCAGACGAAAUUGACGAAGAUCUCAACUGCAUAAAAGGAGGUGGAGCCUGUCUUUUCCAAGAGAAGCUAGUCGCAACUUCCUCCAAGAAGUUCGUAUGUGUAGCGGAUUACCGAAAACUUCAACCUCGUCUCCUUACAUCUUGGAAAGCUAUUCCAAUCGAGAUUGCGCCACUAGCCGCCCCAACUAUAAAGAGGAUUCUGAUUACACUCGGAUCUCCGGAUCCGAAAAUUAGGCAAGGUGGAAGUGCGAAAGCCGGACCAGUCGUAACAGAUAACGGCAUGUGGAUUAUUGAUGCGCCUUUCCCUAAACUUCUGAUUCCUUCGGAUCUGAAAGGUAAUGACAAGGGCGAUGGAGAACAUGGUACUUGGGAGGUACACAACCUAGGGAGAAGAUUGAAGAGAAUAGUCGGAGUACUAGAAACGGGCCUCUUUCAUGGUAGAAAUGGUGCACAGGUCGCCAAUGCUGGGGAAGAAGGCGGCGGACAAAAACCAGUGGCUGCAUAUUUCGGGAUGGAGGAUGGUAAUGUCGAGGUACGCACUGCGACGGAGCACGGAGUGAAGUCGAGGCCUUAG